CCAAGCCACGGCCCGGUCUCGCCCUUCGUGGGGUUGGCAAAGCAUUCUCUUUGGUAGGAAGUUGUUGUGCAUGGGUUUACGCUGGCAAAUUGGUAAUGGCCGCUCUACGUCCAUGCUCCGCUCAACGUGGAUACCUCAACAUUAGCUUGAUCCCCCUAGGUAUAACCCUCAGAUUUUGCCAAUGGGGCGCGAGCCGUUGGUGGCCGAUCUUAUCUGUCAGGGGGAGGGCGGUGGUGUGACCGGAAGCUUAGCCAAUGGUUUGACCCUGAUACCUGCCAAGCCAUCAAAGCAAUCCCUCUCCCUCGGCAGGAUAUAGAGGAUAAGCUAAUCUGGUUUGGUACUUCGGGUGGGGUCUUUUCGGUGAAGUCGGCAUACCACUUGGCUGUCUCUUUGGAUCGUCGCCGGGGUGGGUGGAAAUCAAGUGUUAGUUGGAUGGAUAAGAACAGUUGGAUUCGUCUCUGGGAUGCGAAUAUUCCCCCUAAACUUGAAGUGUUUGUUUGGCAAAUCCUCAAUCGUGCCCUCCCUACUACUGAGGCACUUAUUGAACGGAAGGUCCCAUUCCAUCCCCGGUGCCCAUUUUGUUGGAGUGCUUCCGAGACUCUAGAACAUUUGUUUCUCGAUUGCCCGGUGGCACGUGCUCUCUGAGACUAUUCGGGGCUGGAGUACCUGGGGGAGGGGUUGCCUCGAGAGACUUUCCCCUUAUUCCUAAAAAGGGUGUUGGCCUUGAUAAGUCAGCCUAGGCUUUUCAUGGCAGCGGUAGGAGUCCUCUGGAGGAUUUGGCGGUCUCGCAAUUGGGUUGUCUCUGAGGGUAAACAGUUCAGUUUUCCUGCAUUGAUUAGGCAGUUUAACCAACUGUAUGAUGAGUGGGUUAGUUUUCCUUCCAGUAGUAAUCCUUUGCCUCGGGUUCGGGUCUUGAACCAGCCUGGAAUGACGGGGGUUGCUAGUCUGGUAUGUAGGUGGGAUGGUGCUACCAGGAAGGGGUCUCAUUCAGAAGGUGGAAUGGUUAUUCUGAAUGCAGCUAGGGAGGUCAUUCUGGCUAGGGGGUUGCAAUUCCCUGUGUUGGAUGACCCCAUGGUAGUAGAACUGUUGGUGCUUCACGAGGCUACUUUGUGGUGUAGGAAUCUUGGGUUUGUGGAUAUUACUUUUAAGGGAGACGCUAAAGUUAUCAUUGAUAAAAUCAAUCAGAAGAACGUUAGGGACAAUCGGAUGGGUGCUUUGCUUGAAGAAGUAGUUCAUUAUUUUAACAUUCAGCCUGAUUCUCGCAUUCGAUUUAUAGGUCGUGAUGGCAAUAGGGUAGCCCAUUUGGUGGCUAGAAAGGCCCUGGCUUUGUAUCCGGCUAUAUGUCGUACUUUUGAUUUCCAGACCUGGCUGAAUUCCAGGAUGUAACUAUUUUUUUAUGGAUCAAUGAAUGAUUAUCUUUUGUCCAAAAAAAAAGUUUGUGUAUAAAUUCCUGGUUUAACAAAACCUUUAUCCAAACGACCUCUUGUUGUUUUUUGGUCGGAUUUUUUCUGGAGUUGCUUGUAUUUUGUUCUUUACCAGGAUUGUUGUGUGUGUUUUUGUGGCUAAUAUCUUACAUGCCACUUUGUCCCCCCCCUCUUCUAUGGGUUAACAACAUUUUGUGUCCCUUUACUAUUGCAAUUUAACAAAUAUGUCCCAACAUUACAUUCUUGCAUAAUGUAUUCUUCUAAUAUCAUAACGUAAUAAAAAUAUCCUUCCGUUAAAAAUUCUAUGAAGUGGUUGUUAAGUGCGAUGGGAAAUGACCCAAUUACACCUAAGUGAUUCUAACCACGAUCCCAUCCAUCCCUCCCCUUCACCUGAAGAGAAAUCCUCACCCCUCCCUAUUCUUUGUCCAGACGUCGACAAAGUUGUAGCCAGCAACCCUUGAAGAAACGAUGUUGUCCUGACAUCCAGCUGGCAGGGAGAGACUGUCGUCGGUGACUCUCGAAGUCAGGGGCGGAGCUAGGAUUUAAAGUUUGAGUUCGACCAUAAUUAAUGAUCGGCUGGAUUGACAGUUACGUACUAAGAUUUGCAACCGCGAAUUAAGAAUAAUAAUAAUAACUAUUAUUAUCACAAUUUCCCCCUCCCCAAACCCUUUCCCCACGCAAAAAACCCCCCACCCCAAUUAAUUAUCACAAUUCCCCCCUCCCCUAGCAAUUUUGUAACAUCUCAAACUUUUUCCCGACGAUGUUAUUAUCCGCUUUGGGCCUCUACACCCGCACGGAUUUCCCUUGGGUGCACAUCAAGGUGACUUCCCAUAAGGUCACUCGUCCUUGUAGUGCUCCACCCUGAACUCCUCCAUUUCACCCCAAAACGCAUCUUGUCAGUUAAGAUUGGUUUUCUACUUAUAAACCAUGGAUCUCUCCCGCGAUUUGUCGAUGUGGGAUUUUCCUAAGGUGUUACAUACACCCCCACCCCCCCUUGGGUCUCAACACCCUUGUUGUGGUUUGCCCCACCAUCGUUCAAGAGGGACGCAGAGAGAAUCUUAUACCACUUGUAACAUCCCGAACUUUUUCCCGACGAAGAUAUUGUCAGCUUUGGGCCUCUACACCCGCACGGAUUUUCCUUGGGUGCAUAUCAAUGUGACUUCCCAUAUGAUCACCCAUCCUUGCAGUGCUCCACCCUGAGCACAUUUAACUUCAGAGUUCUCACAAGAACUCCUCCAUUUCACCCCAAAACACAUCUUGUCAGUUAAGAUCGGUUUCCUACUUAUGAACCAUGGAUCUCUCCCGUGCCUUUUCGAUGUGGGAUUUGCCUAAGGCGUUAUAAAUUUCCCCAGCGGCAGAGGGAAAAAGAAGGAGAAGGGGCAGCGUUGGCCCCUGUUCCCUACUCCGACCCCAUCCCUUUAGUGUUCUAGGUAAUGAUCAUGAAUCCUUUCAUGAUUCCAAACUCGAUUCAUCAAUAAUCUAAUCUGAAACUCGUAUUUUUGUGCUAUAGCGGUUGCGGUGAGGUUUAAGAGUUUAAAAAUCGAUCAACGAGGAGAUGAACGUCCCAGAUCAUCCAAUCUAGUCCUAGGUACGUUCUAGGGGUAAGGGAACUUGAUCCCUUUGAGUUAGAUCGAUCAAUUUGGUGAUUUUUGGUGAGGGUGCAAUUCUGGGGUUUUAGCAACAGACUUUACAGGCUUUUAGUGACAGAUUUUGGUAGUCAAUAAAGGUGCAGGGAAUUU
Linum trigynum is the source of this 3163-nucleotide messenger RNA. NCBI's taxonomy places the organism in Eukaryota, Viridiplantae, Streptophyta, Magnoliopsida, Malpighiales, Linaceae. The record is from the annotation of a GenBank genome assembly.